AUGGGCGAAGAUCAGGAAUCACGCGUAUUAUCCUCUGAUGUCGAAUUCAACGGCUCAGACCUACAUGAUGAUAUCAAGGGGAAGGGGAAAGGCCAGGGGCCAGCAAGCGAUGAUCCGUUUGGAUCUGAAGAAGUCGCUGAAGUCAAAUAUCGGACAAUGAACUGGUGGCAAUGUGGAAUGCUCAUGAUUGCUGAGAAUGUUUCUUUGGGAAUUCUAUCCAUCCCAUCGACAGUUGCAGUUCUAGGAAUGGUUCCUGCUGCCAUUUUGCUUGUCUUCUUAUCGACCUUGUCUUGGUACACUGGCUAUGUGAUCGGACAGUUCAAGAUUCGGUUCCCGCAUGUUCACAGUAUGGGUGACGCCGGCGAGAUCUUGUUUGGUCGUGUUGGACGGAUUGUGCUCGAGAUUGGCCAGCUAUUGCUCCUGCUCUUUGUCAUGUCAAGUCACAUCUUGACAGGAACAAUCGUACUCAGCACGAUCACCGAUAAUGGUGCCUGUGGCAUUGUUUUUGGUGUCGUUUCGCUAGUCAUUUGCUUCCUCGGUGCGCUACCACGCACAAUGGCCAAAGUAUACUGGCUAUCGCUUAUCUCCUUCGUGAGUAUCCUUACAACAACGAUAGUGACGAUGGUGAGCAUUGGAGUUGAAUCCAAAGACCCCAUUGAAUUCUACGCCUUCCGACAGGUCAGCUUCUACGAGGGAUUCCUCGCAUUCUGCAACAUUAUGUUUGGUUUCAUUGCUCAUGUCACCUUUUUCGCUCUCAUUGCGGAAACCCAAGAUCCAAAGACUUUCCCCAAAUCCUUAGCCAUGCUUCAAAUCACAGAUGGUGUCUUAUAUCUUGUAUCUGGCUUGAUCAUCUAUCGAUUUGCAGGCCCUGGUGUCAAAUCCCCUGCUCCCUCCUCAGCGGGUCCGCUCAUGAAGAAGAUUUGCUACGGUCUCGCAAUUCCAACGGUUUUCAUUGCCGGUAUCGUUGUUGGUCACGUUGCCUGCAAAUAUGUCUAUGUCAGGGUCCUGCGUGGAUCUCCUCACAUGCACAAGAGAAGCUUUGUGGGAAUUGGAACAUGGAUUGGAAUUGGAGGUCUUCUUUGGGUGCUUGCUUGGGUUAUCGCUGAGUCCAUUCCGGGAUUCAACAACCUUCUCAGUUUUGUUAGCGCACUGUUUGGAAGCAUCUUUAGUUUCGCACUUCCUGCUAUCUUCUGGCUUUACAUGAACAAGGGUCGGUAUUUCUCCACGACUUCAAAGGCCUGUCUCACCGUUCUUAAUAUUGUCAUAUUCGCAAUUGGCUGUUUCAUGUGCGGAGCCGGUCUUUACGUUUCAGGUCGGGCUCUUGAUGAGACUGCUUCCCACAACAGCUGGUCUUGUACCUCUGAAGCCUCCCGUGUGGAAAAAGCAUUGCUCUUGUCACUUACCUCAAAUUAA
Penicillium nucicola is the source of this 1413-nucleotide messenger RNA. RefSeq lists its product as uncharacterized. Gene Ontology annotation, biological process: amino acid transmembrane transport. Gene Ontology annotation, cellular component: vacuolar membrane. The transcript is spliced from 11 exons. The record is from RefSeq and is a predicted model, not a curated record. Gene Ontology annotation, molecular function: amino acid transmembrane transporter activity. Bases 1 to 1413 code for a protein of 470 amino acids. NCBI's taxonomy places the organism in Eukaryota, Fungi, Ascomycota, Eurotiomycetes, Eurotiales, Aspergillaceae.